AUGAUCAAGGGGUGCUUCUCAAUUGUGUUGUGUCUCCAAGUGGCCCUUGUGGCUACUCAGAUCUUUCGAUUACCUGAAAAAUCUUCUUGUGAAACACGGAAAAUUCAUUUUACGCGCCAAGGGAAGAACUACCACUUGUCUUGGCUCGAGGCUGGCAGGAAUAUCGAGUUCACAUGGGAGGGUGCCCGGAAUUACUGUCGCAAAUUCUGCAUGGAUUCCAUUACAAUCGACUCUGAGCAGGAGAAUCAAAUGGUGAAAACAAUUUUGAGACGCGAGUCCAUCCCCUAUAUUUGGACUGGUGGUCACAAAUGUAACUUUCGUGGUUGUGAGAGAGAGGAUCUUCAGCCAGCCAUCGAGAACGGAUGGUAUUGGGCACCCACUGGGAUUAGAAUCCGUCCACCUGGUCAAUGUCAAGAAUGCGAUUGGUCAAACACUGGAGGAUUGAGAGAGCCUCAACCAGACAAUCGAGAGUUUAGAUCCGCAACCGGAAGUCAAGAUGAGGCUUGCAUUGCCAUUCUCAACGAUUUCUACCAAGAUGGCAUCCGUUGGCACGAUGUUGGUUGCCGACAUACUAAGCCGGUGAUUUGCCAGGAUGUGGAAAUCCUCCUUAACUAUGUGAACGUUGAUUAG
This is a messenger RNA of Tigriopus californicus, 630 nucleotides long. RefSeq lists its product as uncharacterized. The transcript has 5 exons. NCBI's taxonomy places the organism in Eukaryota, Metazoa, Arthropoda, Copepoda, Harpacticoida, Harpacticidae. Bases 1 to 630 code for a protein of 209 amino acids. The record is from RefSeq and is a predicted model, not a curated record.